GACCCGGGGCGUAUAUAAGAGCCCCCCAGGCUCAGCCAGAGCACACCAGAGACACAUUCCCUUCUCCUGCUUCUCACUAGACCUGAGGUCAGGAUGAAGGUUCUCGUGGGUCCAGACCCUUCGGAGAUUUACCGACCAGAGGGAAACAAAAACAAAGAGGACUUCCGCAACUAUACUUCAGGACCCCACCAGGAUCGAGUCUACAACACAUACAAGCUCAUGCACACCUACCAAACCGUGGACUUUGUCAGGAGGAAGCAUGUGGAAUUUGGUGGAUUCUCGUAUAAAAAGAUGACCGUGAUGGAGGCUGUGGAUCUCCUGGACGAGCUAGUGGAUGAGUCUGACCCAGACGUGGAUUUCCCCAAUUCAUUCCAUGCGUUUCAGACGGCUGAGGGCAUCCGGAAGGCUCACCCUGAUAAGGACUGGUUCCACCUCGUGGGGUUGCUGCAUGAUCUGGGGAAGAUCCUGGUUCUGGCUGGAGAGCCACAGUGGGCAGUUGUUGGAGACACCUUCCCUGUUGGCUGCCGCCCCCAAAAAUCUGUUGUCUUUGGGGAUUCGACUUUUCAAGACAAUCCUGAUGCCAAGGACCCUCGAUACUGCACCGAGUAUGGGAUGUACGAGCCCCACUGUGGCCUGGAGAAGGUCCUGAUGUCCUGGGGCCAUGAUGAGUACAUGUACCAAAUGAUGAAGUUCAACAAGUUCUCUCUGCCUCCGGAGGCCUUCUACAUGAUCCGUUUCCAUUCCUUCUACCCCUGGCACACUGGUGGUGAUUACCAGCACCUCUGUAGCACCCAUGACCUCAACAUGCUGCCCUGGGUACAAGAAUUCAAUAAGUUUGAUCUCUACACCAAGUCGGAGGACCUGCCGGAUGUGACUGAGCUUCGCCCCUACUACCAGGGCCUCAUCGACAAAUACUGUCCGGGGAUCCACUGCUGGUAACGGCCCCUGCUUGGGUCCGAGCCCAAGCGGCCAGCCACGCUCGCUUGCCUCCCCAGGAGCAGUCAGCUCCUUCCCUUGUGCUCACGCGGCUGCCCUUCCUCUGAGAGGCGGUCGUCCCUCCAGCUCCUGGAGACCCCAAGGCCGCCGUCACCCAUCCCGCUCCUCCCAGGACUAGCAGCUGCUCCCUCUCCCCACCACAUCCUCCCUGGCACACCUGGGGGGUCGCUGGGCACUGCUCAGGCCUCCCACAGCACUCCUGCAAAGAAAUAAAGAGUGGAUGCAGCCGGUGUCUUA
This is a messenger RNA of Monodelphis domestica (gray short-tailed opossum), 1233 nucleotides long. It is a transcript of the gene MIOX, whose product is annotated as myo-inositol oxygenase. Gene Ontology annotation, biological process: inositol catabolic process. Gene Ontology annotation, cellular component: cytoplasm. Gene Ontology annotation, molecular function: inositol oxygenase activity; iron ion binding. The record is from RefSeq and is a predicted model, not a curated record. NCBI's taxonomy places the organism in Eukaryota, Metazoa, Chordata, Mammalia, Didelphimorphia, Didelphidae.